Molecule: messenger RNA, 897 nt
Organism: Cotesia congregata
Lineage: Eukaryota; Metazoa; Arthropoda; Insecta; Hymenoptera; Braconidae
Source: the annotation of a GenBank genome assembly
AUGGGUGAAAAUAAACCAGUUGGAAUAAAACCUUUUAUUUACGGAGGUUUAGCUUCAAUUAUUGCAGAAUUAGGUACAUUUCCAUUAGAUACAACUAAAACACGAUUACAAGUUCAAGGUCAGAAAUUAGAUAAAACACAUGCUAAUUUAAAGUAUUCUGGUAUGGUUGAUGCAUUAUUGCAAAUGAUCAAAUAUGAAGGAUUUAAAUCUCUAUAUUGCGGGAUCAGUUCUGCUAUUUUGAGGCAGUCAACGUAUGGAACGAUAAAAUUCGGAACGUAUUAUACACUUAAGCAAAUGGCAGUAGAAAAAUGGGGAACGGAACAAUUAGUAUUGAUAAAUGUUAUUUGUGCAGCAAUAGCGGGAUCUAUAUCCAGUGCUAUUGCUAAUCCAACAGAUGUGGUGAAAGUUCGUAUGCAAGUCAAUGGUAAUCAAGGAAAUCUAUCUUUAUAUGGUUGCUUCCAUCAAGUAUAUAGACAUGAAGGUGUUCGCGGUUUAUGGAGGGGGGUUGGACCUACUUCUCAAAGAGCAGCAAUUAUUGCGGCAGUGGAGCUGCCUAUUUAUGAUUUAACGAAAAUUUUUUUGAUACCUCAUAUUGGAGACAGUGUCAGUAAUCAUUUUCUUUCAAGCUUUACAGCUAGUACAGCAAGUGCGAUUGCUUCGACACCUAUUGAUGUUAUACGAACACGAUUAAUGAAUCAAAAACGUUUGCAUAAAACAAAUGGAACGUCUUCACCCCAUAUAUACAAAGGCAGUAUAGAUUGUUUUAUAAAGACGAGUAAAAAUGAAGGUUUUUUGGCAUUGUACAAAGGUUUUGUGCCAACAUUUCUGCGUAUGGGCCCAUGGAAUAUUAUAUUCUUUAUAACUUAUGAACAGUUAAAAAAAUUACCUCUCUUUUAA